Messenger RNA from Procambarus clarkii (red swamp crayfish), 1721 nucleotides. It is a transcript of the gene Spx, whose product is annotated as Spliceosomal protein on the X. Gene Ontology annotation, molecular function: RNA binding. Gene Ontology annotation, biological process: positive regulation of mRNA splicing, via spliceosome. The record is from RefSeq and is a predicted model, not a curated record. Lineage: Eukaryota; Metazoa; Arthropoda; Malacostraca; Decapoda; Cambaridae. Gene Ontology annotation, cellular component: nucleolus; U12-type spliceosomal complex; U2 snRNP.
CUCAGCGUUUGUUUACCUGCUGUAGUCAACAUGGUCGAGCUCGGAUUUUAACUUCGAGAUGUUUUUAAUAUAAAACUUGCUCUUUAGUAACUAGUAACCAUGGCUGCUGGUCCGAUAGCGGAGCGUAACCAAGAUGCCACCAUAUAUGUUGGAGGUCUUGACGACAAAGUGUCAGAAGGGCUACUUUGGGAAUUAUUUGUUCAAGCUGGACCAGUGGUGAACGUCCACAUGCCCAAGGACCGUGUUACCCAGCAGCAUCAGGGUUAUGGCUUUGUUGAGUUUAUGGGGGAGGAAGAUGCCGACUAUGCUAUAAAAAUUAUGAAUAUGAUAAAGUUAUUUGGUAAGCCCAUAAGAGUCAACAAGGCCUCUGCCCACCAAAAGAACUUGGAUGUUGGUGCAAACAUUUUUAUUGGCAACCUGGAUCCAGAGGUGGAUGAGAAGCUUCUUUAUGACACCUUCUCGGCUUUUGGAGUCAUCUUGCAAACACCGAAGAUUAUGAGAGACCCAGACACAGGCAACUCUAAAGGCUAUGCAUUUAUAAAUUUUGCAUCCUUUGAAGCAUCUGAUGCUGCUAUUGAAGCAAUGAAUGGGCAGUAUCUAUGUAAUCGAUCCAUUAGCAUAUCAUAUGCCUUCAAGAAGGAUAGUAAAGGAGAGAGGCACGGUACAGCAGCUGAGCGUUUGCUUGCCGCUCAAAACCCAUUAUCACAAGCUGAUAAGCCUCAUCAAUUGUUUGCUGAUGCUCCUCCACCGCCUACACAGUCUGCUCCUCCUCCUCCUGCACCACCACCACCUCCAUCAGCUGGAGUUGGAUCAAAUGCACCCCCUGGAAUGUCUGUGCCUCCUCCUGGCAUGCUAGUCCCACCUCCACCUCCAGUACCACCACCACCCGGCACUUCUGCUUCUGUUCCUCCUCUCCCUAAUGUUCCACCCACAACUUCUAUACCCCCACCACCUGGAUCUGCUCCUCCUCUUCCUCCCAUGCCUCCACCACCAUCAAAACCACCUCUUCCUGGACAGCCCCCUCUUCCACCCUCUGGUCCCCCAGGGCCUCCUAUGUCGGGGCCUCCAACAACCAACUCGGGACAGAUGCCACCAUAUGGACAUUACCCACCACGUCCUGGCAUGCCUCCACCUCCUUGGCAAGGUGGGCCUGGCAUGCCACCACCACCUGGUAUGCCCCCACCACGACCUGGUCCUCCAGGAAUGCCGCCUCCACCAGGAAUGAGACCACCACCACCAGGAUGGAGACCUCCACAUCCAGGUGGCCCCCCAAGGCCUCCAUUUGGAAGACCACCUUAUCCUCCAAGAGGUCCUCCUGGGCCGCCACCAAUGCCUGGAAUGGGACCACACAUGCGUGGUGGGCCACCACUACCUCCAGGCCCUCCCCCAUCUGGAGGACCUAUGCCUCCUGGUCCUCCCCCACGAGGAAUGAGGCCCCCACCUCCUGGGGUACCAGUUACUAGUGGUCAAGGUGGACCUCCUCCCCCAGGCAUGGCUCCGCCACCACCACCACCUCGUCCACCAUUACCACCCCCUCCUCCAGGGGGAGAAAAGUAAAUUCUAGAAAUCAGUCUUUCAAGAAGUCUAACAUGGAAUGGGUUAAUUUUCCAUACAAAAAUUUUAAAUUUACUUGUACUGUAUUGUAAAAUAUUCUAGAAGACUGAUGACUAUUAAAUUGUACACUGUAAUGUAAAUUACAUUUUUAAUAAAUAGUGCUUAAA